AUGAAGAAGCCCUCAACAGCGGUGGGAAACCUCUCUCACACGGAGUUUGUUCUGCUCGGCUUUCCUGGCCUGCAAGAGUCCCGAUUUCUCCUCUUCAUCCCCUUCUUCUGCCUCUAUGUGAUCAGCUUGGUGGCCAACUGCACCGUGAUCUACACCAUCCAGGUGGAAGAAAACUUGCAUGGGCCCAUGUACUUCCUGAUCUCACUUCUCUCUGUGGUUGGACUCUGUGGGACCACGGCCAUCGUCCCACAAAUGCUGGUGGGCCUCUGGCUUCAUCCCCGGCACAUCAGCUUGCCCAGCUGCCUGCUGCAGAUGUUUGUCAUCUACGUGAUGAUCAUCUUGGACUCCUCCAUUCUUCUCACCAUGGCGCUAGACAGGUACAUGGCCAUCUGCAAGCCCCUGCGAUACAGGGACAUCAUGAACACCUCUCUCCUGGCUGGACUUGGCCUGGCUGCCUUGAUCCGAGCCAUGUCCGUGGCCUGCCCCAUGGUCAUUCUGGCCUCCCGGCUGCCCUUCUGCCGUUCCAACGUCAUCCAACAUUUUGCAUGUGAGCACAUGGCACUGGUUAGCUUAGCCUGCGGCAGCACACUCCGCAACAGCCUCAUGGGGGUGGUGAUGGGAGCGUUCAUCGUCGUCUUUGACCUGGCCUGCAUCCUGGCCUCUUACUCCUGUAUCAUCCAUGCUGCUCUGAAGAUCACUUCCGGCAGCCUGCGGCAAAAAGCCUUCCACACAUGCGGCACCCAGCUGGCAGUAAUGCUCUUCAUGUAUUCUUCGUGCCUCUCCUCCUCCAUCGUGUACAGACUGGGCAGGUCCAUCUCGCAGGACGUCCAUAAUCUCCUGAGUGCUAUUUACUUGUUGCUCCCAUCCACAGUCAACCCCAUUAUCUAUGGCAUCAGGACCAACGAAAUCAGACAGCGUGUUCUGAGAUCCUUCUUGAGGAGGCCGGUCAAUAAUGCCAAGAGGCCUUCCACCGUGAAGAGCUAA
Elgaria multicarinata webbii is the source of this 984-nucleotide messenger RNA. RefSeq names its product olfactory receptor 52K1-like. The record is from RefSeq and is a predicted model, not a curated record. Gene Ontology annotation, biological process: G protein-coupled receptor signaling pathway. Lineage: Eukaryota; Metazoa; Chordata; Lepidosauria; Squamata; Anguidae. Bases 1 to 984 code for a protein of 327 amino acids. The transcript has a single exon. Gene Ontology annotation, molecular function: G protein-coupled receptor activity; olfactory receptor activity. Gene Ontology annotation, cellular component: plasma membrane.